GUUAUUAUAGAAGGGUGUUAUUCUUCUAGGCCUUGUGUUUACGUGAUUUACCUUUUCACGGGCAUGUUAUUGCAUUAUACAUGAUAAAAAUUGGAAAGAUAUUGGAAAAAAAUUGGAAAGAUAUUAAAAUCAUUCAUCAGCACGCUAAUUAGUGUGGAUAAGACUCGCUUUUCUUCAAAAUGGCCCCUGGAAAUGACGCACAAGGUGCUGGUAAAUUUUGUCUCAAGUGGGAUGGAUUUCACAGCAAUUUGACCUCAGUAUUUGAGACAUUGAGGCAGGGAGAGGAACUGGUGGAUAUUACAUUGUGCUGUGAAGGCAAGAAGUUGAAAGCACACAAGAUGAUGCUAUCAGCUGCCAGCCCAUUCUUCAGAGAUCUUCUACAGGAGAACCCUUGCCAGCACCCAGUGUUUGUCUUGCGUGACACAAGAUGCCAGGACAUGGCAGCUAUCAUUGAGUUUGUAUACCGUGGCAGUGUAAAUGUGUCACAGGCACAGCUGGCCAGCUUCAUUCAGACUGCAGAGCUGCUGCAAAUCCGAGGCCUCAGUGGUGAUGAGGAUGCUAAACAGCGUGAGAGCCGGCCGCCGAGCGUUGACGCAGUGCCCACUGAGCCACCUCCUAUGCCGGCAUUCCGCGGUAGCAACCGCCGGUCCGCCUCACCACCGGGCACGCCCCAGCGGUACCGUCCCGCCCCCGGCGGCCGGCCGGAGCCGACCACGCCGCCGGCCAAACGGCGCCGGCCGUCGGCCGCGUCCCCUCCGCCUCCUCCGGCUGUGCUGGCGGCGCCGCCCGAGCCGCCCGGCGCUCCGCCGCCGCUCCCCGACCUCCACGAGCCCGUGGUCAAGCAGGAGAAGUUCGAGGAGUCGGACGAGGUGCAGGUGUACGAGUCCAGCGUGCCGCCUGGCCUGGAGCAGAUGAUCUUCGCGCCGCAACAGUACCCGCGAGCGAUGAACUCGUCGACAGGGAGCAUACCGCCCACGCCUGCAACCGGUGUAAACUCGUCAGAGGACAGUUCACAAGGGUCGACGCGCAGCGGCCACACAUGUCCCGUGUGCGGCCAGAGGUACUGGAGUCUGGCGUCGCUGCACAACCACGUCAGCCUGCACCGCGGCACCACGGUGUGUCCCGUCUGCAGCAAGAUCUGCAGCACCACCAGCAACCGGAACAGGCACAUGGCCAACAAGCACGGCGUCCAGAUCGGCUGGCGCAACGGCGGACCGGUGGUGACACCCAUCGCCUCGGCGACGGCGGGAGGAGGCGUCAGUUCGGGCGCCGCAGCGACAGGGGUCUCUGCAGUCGGCGACGGUACCGGUCUGGCAGCAGACGGAGCGGUCAGAGGAGGGUAUCCUGUCGGUGACUCGGAUCCAGGACUGGCCGGGGAGUAGCCGAUGGGUAGGGGGAUGAGUUGAGAAGAGUGGAGAUCCUCGGCAGGGAGAACGGUCGGACUUCGGAGGUCAUGGCGAUGUUGAGUGAUUUGUACAUUAUUGAGCUAAUUUUAAUACCCGGCAUUAUUUGACGGUGUUUCAAACAGGAACAGAAUAGAAUCGUCCACCAGACAUGUCACGUGUUCAGUGUCGUCUUUGCGCACAGAUGCCACCCAUCCUGUCCAUCAUGACCCAUUGGUGUCGUUCUUGGUUAUCAUAGCAUUGCCAUGUUUUAUCUGUUCUUAUUAGGGUAAGUCAUUCAUGCUGGCAUAUAUGACUUGUCCGAGUAGAUAUAUUUGCAUGUUGCUAUUAAAAUAUUUUAAUUACUGAUAUUUUGUAGAGGCUGCUGUGCAGCGGUAUUCUGACAAGUUAUAAUCCUCAUUUGCAUGAAUGGUCCACUCCCACUUUGUGCAUAAUGUUAAUAUUCUGAGAGGGUGAGACGUUGCUCUUGUUUUAUUUUAUCAGUAUAUCUGGUAAAUAUAGCUGUUGGUUCCCA
Molecule: messenger RNA, 1917 nt
Organism: Amphibalanus amphitrite
Lineage: Eukaryota; Metazoa; Arthropoda; Thecostraca; Balanomorpha; Balanidae
Product: protein bric-a-brac 1-like
Exons: 5
Coding region: 180-1382 (400 amino acids)
Biological process (GO): regulation of transcription by RNA polymerase II
Cellular component (GO): nucleus
Molecular function (GO): protein binding
Source: RefSeq, a predicted model, not a curated record